Messenger RNA from Trematosphaeria pertusa, 1689 nucleotides. RefSeq names its product nitrogen permease regulator 2. NCBI's taxonomy places the organism in Eukaryota, Fungi, Ascomycota, Dothideomycetes, Pleosporales, Trematosphaeriaceae. The transcript is spliced from 3 exons. Gene Ontology annotation, cellular component: vacuolar membrane; GATOR1 complex. Gene Ontology annotation, biological process: negative regulation of TORC1 signaling; positive regulation of autophagy. The record is from RefSeq and is a predicted model, not a curated record. Gene Ontology annotation, molecular function: GTPase activator activity. The coding region runs from base 1 to 1689 and encodes 562 amino acids.
AUGCCCACGCGCGCGAUCAAGGCCAUCUUCUUCACGCGCUUCCACCAUGAAAAGGGCUCCCGCGUCCUACACCAAGUGCCCGAAGGCAGCAUAACGCCAUCGUCCUCUCCCUCCGCCCUGCGCACUCCCCUCUUCGACGUCGACGCCAUAAUCAACACGUACAUCAUCCCGAACCAGCAGUUCUGCGACCGCCUGCUCGCCUUCUGCACCAACCACUACCGCGUCAUCGGCUACCCCGUGUGCAUCCGCGAGGGCAGAUACAGCAGGAAUGAGUUUAUCUUUAACUUUGCGCUGGUCGUCGAGGAGGGUGUGAGUGAUUGGAUCGCGUAUGGAGAGGUGGCGAGGAAGUUGGGGCGCUUGUUGAGGGGACUGGAGGAGCAGGGCGAGUUUUUGAGUCGUGAGGAGGAGGAGGGGAGGGUCUGGGAGGAUGAUGGGGCGACGGGAGGAGGUGGAUUAGGGGACGGGGAGGGGAGCUUUGGGCUCGGUGGCGGGAGCAAGGUGUUUGCGCUUUGUGAGAUGGUGUUGGAGGAUUUGAAUAAUUAUGCCGAGUGUAUGAUACCCAUUGACGACUCCAAUACCAUCAACCUCAAGCUCUUCCCCACCCGCGCACCACCGCCCCCAAUCUACGCCCACCAGGUCCCCGUCCUCACCAUCUCACUCUCCAGCCUCCACACACCAAUCAGCUCAGACCUGACCCUGAACCGCAUCCUGCCCCACAUCAACGGCAUAAGCUCCGUCGCGCACAUAGCGCAGCUCGCCGACACCGAUCUGUCCUUGACUCGCAAAGCCAUCCAGCACCUCGUCUACUACGGCUGCCUCGUCCUGCUCGACAUCUUCAGCUUCGGCGCUGUGUAUGCGCCCACCGCCGAAAUCGGCGGCUUCGUCGUCGACGAAAGCGUGAAGGAGGAGUGCGCGAGAUACGUCCGCGUGCCGCGUAUGCGCAUCGGCUCCAUCAAGCCAAAGCUAGGUUCGGUAGAAUCCGAGAGAUCGAGGGGGGGAACGGACGAGCGCUCAUCCAUAUCCUCAUCGUCGCGCUCCCAGCUGCACAGCGAGCACACAACGCCCUCCGACCGGGCACCCGCACCGGACUUCUCCACCACCUCGGUAUCCUGGUCCGUCCGCGACGCUGACAGCGACGACGAGGAGAGCAACGCUAUCUCGCACAUGACGCUUAUCACGCUGUACACGUCGCUGCGCCAAGGCCUCACGCUGAAGAACUGGGUGCUCGAGAACGUCGAGCUGCUGGGCGGCAUCGACGUGCGGCGCCUCAUCACCUUCGGCAUAAUAAAAGGCUUCCUGUACCGCGUGCACAAAUAUGCCAUCGCGACCUCAACCUCCUUACCGCCCGCACCGCCAGCAUCCCUGCAAUCAGUCUCCACCUCCGCCGCCGUCAACCAUAACGACGUCAGCGACCAGGCGACUAUUCGAGGCGGCCAUCUCGCCCGCAUACCCAGCCUCGUGGCUCCUACGGCUAACGCGUUCCCCCACCCGGCGGGCGAGAGGAGAGCGGAAGAGAUGGUGCGGCUGAAUAGCUUGGUGAGCGAGGAGAGGGAGCAGGGACUCCCGCUGGUGCGGUUCCUGGAUGGCAUGCAUUGCUUUGAUGAGAUUUGUACUGAGUUGGGCAUGAGUGAGAGGGUGGUGGAGGGGAAGAUUAGGGGGGUGGGCGAGGUGCAGGUUUUUAGUCGGUGA